Molecule: messenger RNA, 1179 nt
Organism: Colletotrichum siamense
Lineage: Eukaryota; Fungi; Ascomycota; Sordariomycetes; Glomerellales; Glomerellaceae
Product: putative ribosome biogenesis protein
Exons: 2
Coding region: 1-1179 (392 amino acids)
Source: RefSeq, a predicted model, not a curated record
AUGGCCCCCUCAAAGACCUCCAAGGCCGUCGCCGUCGCAUCGAAAGAUGUCGCGCCCGCAAUUGACCCCGAGCAGACCCUGAAGGCAUCCAAGGCGCUGCUCGCCCACAUCAAGAAGGCCGCGGCCUCCAAGACCGAGGAGUCCGGCAAGAAGAACCUCCUCGCCGACCCCGAAGACGACCUCGCCAGCUCCCCCGUCUGGCUGACCCUCACCACGAAGCGCCACAUCGCCGACACCAACCGCCUCAAGCCCGGCAAGAUCGUCCUCCCGCACCCGCUCAACACGGACGAGGAGUCCACGAUAUGCCUCAUCACCGCCGACCCCCAGCGCGCCUACAAGAACAUCAUCGCCUCCGACGACUUCCCCGAGGCGCUGCGCAAGCGCAUCACCCGCGUCGUCGACGUCGGCAAGCUCAAGGCCAAGUGGAAGCAGUACGAGGCCCAGCGCAAGCUCUACGCCGAGCACGACAUCUUCCUCGCCGACGACCGCAUCAUCAACCGCCUGCCCAAGGCCCUCGGCAAGACCUUCUACAAGAGCACCACUAAGCGCCCCAUCCCCGUCGUGCUCUCCCCCAAGCCCACCCGCAUCGACGGCAAGCGCCAGAAGCCCGCCGAGAAGACCCAGGGCUCCGUCCGCGCCGGCACGCCCCAGGACAUUGCCGCCGAGAUCGAGAAGGCCAUCGGCUGCGCGCUCGUCAGCCUGACGCCCUCGACCAACACGGCCAUCCGCGUGGGCUACGCCGGCUUCACUGCCGCGCAGAUCGCCGAGAACGUCGAGGCCGUCGUCAAGGCGCUCGUCGAGAAGUGGGUGCCGCAGAAGUGGGCCAAUGUCAAGAGCAUUUACGUCAAGGGCCAGGAGACGGCCGCGCUGCCCAUCUGGCUGACGGACGAGCUCUGGCUCGAGGAGAAGGACAUCGUCGCCGACGGCAGCGAGGAGGCCAAGGCCAUUGCGGAGAAGGCCAACAUUGGCAAGAAGCGCAAGUCGAUCGAGGCCGCCCCCGAGGGAGAGGAGGAGGAGGAGAAGGAGACCAAGCCGACGACCAAGAAGGCCAAGAAGGCCGCCGCGCCCAAGGCCCUGCCCGAGGGCGACGACGCGAAGCUCGACAAGAAGAUUGCCGUGGCGCAGAAGGAGAAGUUGAGGAAGCAGAAGGCCAAGGCCAAGGCUGCUCUGGACAACUAA